Molecule: messenger RNA, 1671 nt
Organism: Striga asiatica
Lineage: Eukaryota; Viridiplantae; Streptophyta; Magnoliopsida; Lamiales; Orobanchaceae
Source: the annotation of a GenBank genome assembly
GAAAUCAUAUGUUGCUGAAAAAAAAAAAAAACGAGUUUCUUUUCUCUAAUGAAGUAACCGAUUUUUACAUGACAACAAUUGGAGUACAAUCCCAACUGCACUGUGUCCCACACUUAAAUCACAAAAUCUCAUUUGUGUGGCAUCGAGCUAUUCCACAUGACCCCCAAAUUUCACACCUCCCACUUUCAUCUACUCUCCCCGUCAAACCCCGCCAUGCGCUUCCGCUCACCAUGGCCUUCUCAGCCGUCGCUCCUCCCGUCGUCCCGCCGCCCCACCACCGCCUCCGGCUUCCCCUGAACCGCCGCUCCCUCCUCUUCCUCUCCUCGUCCUUCCCCCUCACCGGACCCCUCAUUUCCUCCUCCGCUGCUGGCGCCGCCGUCCCUCCCCAGCCGGACACCACCGUCACGGACAGGGUUUUCCUCGACUUCAGCUUCUGCCCGUCCUACUUCCUCAGUCGCACCCUCGGCGAGAACGACCUCACCCUCUGCCCCGACGCGGAACCCCUCGGCCGCCUCGUCCUCGGACUCUACGGCAACCUCGUACCCAUCACCGUCUCCAACUUCAAGGCCAUGUGCAGCGGCGCCUCGGGUUCCACCUACAAGGGCACUCUGGUCCAGAAAAUAUUUCCCGGCCAGUUCUUUGUAGCGGGCCGGCAGGGCCGCCGGGACAAGGGCGAGGUCAGGCCACCGGCGGAGCUGGUCAGGAACACCGAAACUGUCGAUUCGAGGGCAUUUCUACUGGAGCACUCGAGAGCCGGCGUAGUCUCGCUGUGCCUUUCGGAGAAUGAUGACGACGAUGAUUUGAAGCUCAGCCCUAAUUAUCAUAACGUGGAGUUUUUGAUUACGACCGGGCCUGGCCCGUGCCCGCAGCUUGAUAGCAAGAAUAUCGUAUUUGGAUCCGUGCUUGAAGAACUUUACAAAGAAGUUCACCUUACUCUGACUAAGUCGCAGAUUCUUUUGGACUUGAACAGGUUGGAUGUGGUAACUACUAUAGCUUCCAUCCCUACAUUCAAACCGGGGGAACAAGUUCGGCAAUAUAAUGAUUUUGCAGAGUUUAUUGGGGACGGGAGAGCCAAAUCAGCACGUGCAAUCUGGAACAAACCUCUUAAAACUCUGUAUAUAAGUGAUUGUGGAGUACUCAAAGUCGCUAAACCUACCCUUACCCCAACUCUGCCAUGAAACUGCCGCAUUAUUACCUCCUUUCUCAUUUGUGUUGUUCUGCAUAUAUAAUGUACUCCAGCUCAUCACUACUCGAAUGAGCAAAUUGCAAACUUUCUGGUGUCCAUUAGCCAAGAGUUAGUAUUAAUGUACACGAAUACACAUUUGGCCUACCUAUUCUUUUGGAUACAAUGAGAGAAAUCACUAGUAAUUUUGGCUGGAUUGUUUGUUGGAUUCUUUACUAUUUCUGUCUUUCUUAAUGAAUGAAAAAAGCGAUAUAGAGUCUGACGUUUCUUAAAUACAGUGAUCUGUGAGGCGGCUUGUAUAUGUAGUAAACAUACUUGCCCAGUGUUUGGGAUCCUCUUAGUUUUCGUUUUAUCCGCUGUAGCUACACUCAUUCUGAACAGGAAGCGAAAUGUUUUCAAAUGAAAUAGUUAGAAACUUUGUUUGUUUGUGUACCUAUAAUGAAAGUUCUGUGUAUGCAUGUUUGUACCUCUCAUAAGCAUGAUGGAAG